GAGGUCAGGUGUCGCGAGCUAAACUGGUGAUUCUACAUCGACAUUUUUAGACAAAAAAACCCAACUAUGAAGCUUUUGAUAUUUGCGUGUCUCGUCGCUGUGGGUAAGAGUGCAUUUUUACAAUUACUUUACACAAAAUCUCCUGAAAAAGCAGCUUUAUUUUGCGUGUGGGAAAGUUUAAACUCGCAUUACGUUGCGACUGCCACAGGUUGCAAUUUGUACCGAAGCGUCUGACAAAUGUUAUGUUGUGUCUUGAAUUACUUUUCCUUGUGCCUUCAGGGCAGAAAACUUAAUAAAAUAAAAGUUAGACAGUGUUUAGAGCUUGAGGGAAGCCAAUCCUGUGAGGUAGACAUAUUUUUAAAACUUCUUUCGAACAAAUGUUUCAAGGAAAUGUUUGCAAGCAGGAAUUGCAACACACCUGUUACAUUUCAAAACGGAGUUUUGACGCUUAUUUCCUCUUUGUAAUUUACUUGAUUUUCCACGUAAAACUACACCGCUUUACAAGUUUUUGCGUUAAUUUUUGGUUUGAAGUGUCCUCUUUAUAGAUAUUGAGUUUUGUUUGUGUUUUCGUUCUGCACUAUUACGUUUCAAUUAAAAUUGAAAUUCUACAUAUAUAAGCAUGUGAUGAAAAUUAUCGAGGAAGUGAAAUAUGGAAUUGUGAAAGUCUUGUGAAAUUUAGCAAGGUUUCGUUUUCAAUACUGGGUACUGUACUGUGAAUUAAUAUUUCUAUGAUAUAUACAUAUAUAUUCCUCAGUCCUGUUUAUGUUGAAAUUGCAGUUAGGGAUUGCUCAAUAAUAAAAUUAGAGGUGAUGAUAUCUCAAAGAAAACAGGGGGGGGGAGGGCAGAUCUUCAGGUAGUUCAGACACAAACCACGAAAGUUUAUUGUAGAAUACUUAACCUACACUGGACCACCACACUUGAGAUAUCUUUUUCAGGUAGUUCAGACACAAACCACAAUGCCUAUAAUAAUAAUAAUAUAAUGCCUAUGGUAGAAUACUACCUACACUGGACCACCACACUCGAGAUAUCCUUUUCAGGUAGUUCAGACACAAACCCCAGCAGCUUACUAGUGGAGAAAACUACACUGGACCACCAUGUUCGAGACAUUUUUCAGGUAGUUCAGACCGAGACACAAACCAUGACAGCUUAUUGUAGAAGCUAGUGUAUACUACUUACAUUGGACUACUGUGUUUGAGAUAUCACAAGUUUUAUUGAGCAAUCCCUAAUUGACUAUGAACACUAAAUAAGUAUAUUUCAUAGUUGUAAAUUGUCCUUGAAAGUUAUUAAAGGUGUAUGCCUGUAACGAUUUUUGUAGCCUGUGCUUAUCCAAGCCGACUUGGUGAAGAGAAAUGUACAUAUGGUCCCUCAUACUGGUGCGAAAACUACAAACAGGCCGACAAAUGUCAGGCCAUUGAGCACUGCAGAAAAUAUGUGUGGAAAGCCAAGGGGGUGUGUAUUAAGAAUUUGUUAUCAGAAUUAAAAUUAGCCAGGGAAGAAUUAUAGUUGUCUUAUACUUUCUCAGUCUCAUAUGGGAAGAGUAGCGACUCAUUGUGUAUAGUAAUUCUUGUUUAUUUCAGGCUGACCAAUGUGAUGAUUGCAAAGCUGCCAUAACACAACUCCACACGUUUGUGACUACCAAUUCGACGAAAGUCAUUGAAAUAUUGAAAAAUAUCUGUGCUGGACUUAAAACUGAAUCUACUAUGGUAAUAUAACAACAUUUUUAUUUGGGUUUUUAGGUUUAUUGUAAGUUACUGAUGAAAGUGUGAAAAUAUGUGGAAAUGUUUGUUUUAGUGCAAGUUUUAUGUUGAGACAUAUGGAAGUGGGGUUGUUGCUGCACUUACAGAAAUAACAGUGAGUGUUAAUUGAGUUUUAUAAUUUGAAAAUUAUUGAUGUGCAGUUGAGCAUGAUCAAUACAUCAUUAUCACUGCUAGUCUACUACCAUCAUCACUAUAACUAGCACCAUAAUCAGCACCAUCAUCACCAUCAUCGUCACCAUCAUCGUCACCAUCAUUACUGUCGUUCCAAUUGAAGUGUUGCUGAAAUAUUGAUUCAAUACAUUACCUCGGGCUGACCAAUUCAUUUCAUCAAGUUCCUCGAGAUAUUCAUACACUUCCUAGUAUAAUUGUAAACUUCCUGUUGAAUAGUUUGAAUGCACCAAUCACCUUUGUUGCUUAUGCAACUAACCAAUCAUAAAUAGAAAGGAAGUGACCAGAAAUGAUCAAAUACUUGGAAUUGGCUCUUUCACAGGAAGUGUAUGAAUAUCUCGAGGAACUUGAUCAAAUGAAUUGGUCAGCCCGAGGUAAUGUAUUGAAACAAUAUUUCAGCAACACUUCAAUUGGAACGACAGUAAUUAUCAUCAUCAUCACCAUCAUCAUCAUUACCAUUAUCAUCAUCACCAGCAUCGUCAUCAUCAUCAUUUCAUCAUCAUUUCAUCAUCAUUAUCACCAUUAUCAUCACCAUUAUCAUCAUGAUCAUCAUCAUCACCAUCACCAUCAUCAUCAUCACCAUCAUCAUCACCAUCAUCAUCAUCACCAUCAUCAUCAUUACCAUCAUCACCAUUAUCAUCAUCACCAGCAUCAUCAUCACCAUCAUCAUCAUCACCAUCAUUACCAUUAUCAUCAUCACCAGCAUCAUCAUCACCAUCAUCAUCAUCAUCAUCAUCAUCAUCACCAUCACCAUCAUCAUCAUCACCAUCAUCAUCAUCACCAUCAUCAUCAUCACCAUCAUCAUCAUCACCAUCAUCAUCAUCACCAUCAUCAUCAUCAUCAUCAUCAUCAUCAUCACCAUCAUCAUCAUCAUCAUCAUCAUCAUCAUCAUCAUCACCAUCAUCAUCAUCACCAUCAUCAUCAUCACCAUCAUCAUCAUCAUCAUCACCAUCAUCAUCACCAUUAUCAUCAUUACCAUUAUCAUCGUCAUCAUCAUCAUUUCAUCAUCAUCAUUUCAUCAUCAUUAUCACCAUUAUCAUCACCAUUAUCAUCAUUAUCAUCAUCAUCAUUAUCACCAGUAUCAUCAUCAUUAUCACCACUAUCGCCAUCAUCACUACCACCUUCAUCAUCAUUUUAUCACCAUUACCAUCAUUAUCCUUAAUCUUAUUCUUUUUGCUCCAUCUCAGUCUGACAGUGAAAAACUUUGCCAAGAGCUUGAAUUGUGUACUGGUGGAAAAAUUCAAAUCAUGCGAGAAAUCUUUGUCAAGAAAUUGAAAACUCAUCCUUACAUCAUCGCUCUUAAAUCUGUGAAGGUGAGUCAAUGACUUGCCAUCUAACCUGUUGUGAACAUCAUCUAUCAAAUCUAGAGCAACCUGCCUGCCCUUUCUAAAUGUAUCCAUGGAAAUGAUCGUUAUUUUUCCUUGCCAUUUAGGCAGAUUAUUGUGAAGACUGCAAGCUUGUCUUUAGUGAAAUUAAAGAUCUCUUGGAGGACAAAGAUAUGCAGGUAAGAGGAAGUAAAGGAAGGGUGAUAGAAUGAAGGAUUCUAGGGUGGAGAAGAGAGAGGCAAUUAAAAAAGAAUGAAGAAAGGAGAUAUAAAAUUUCUCUCCUGAAAUGCUAUAUUUUGUUUUGUAUAGAAAGAAAUUAUUGCUGCAUUGGAAGCCCUAUGCACUGAGUUUGGAAGCUUUGCUGAUCAAGUACGUUUUCUGCUUCAAUGUGGGUGUUUAAUGAGUACUGUAAUAAAUCUUGACUGUGUAUGAUUGUUGUAUCUAUAGUGCAAGAGUUAUAUUGACCAGUACCUCCCCCUGAUUUUGGAUGAACUGGCUACUUUGGAUGUGAGUAACUUUUCUUUUAGUGUUAUGUAUGUAGUUUUAAUGUCACAUUAUCUAUGGCAGCUAAUUCUAUACUUUAAAAUUCUACUACCAGGAUCCAACCGAGAUUUGCAACGAGCUUGGUCUCUGUAACUCAACACAGAAGGCUGCGGGUAUUCUGCAACCUCCAUCAAAGAAGCUUUUAAUCCCCAUAAUGCCUGGACCUGUGAUCUUCACUCCUCCUGAGAAGAAAGAGAAAUCAGCUGAUGUAUGUCUCCCCAAACAUUAAGCUUCAGUUAACUUAUGUUGUUCUUGGGGUAGAAAUGAGAUACAAGAUGGGAAAGUGAACUAGUUGCUAGAAUUAAAUAACCUUAUUUAUAAUGGAUAAUUCCAAGAGUUCUAAACUGUCCUUCCUAGAGAUUCUAUAAAGAUCUCUUACUGAUCCAGUGUUAUCCAGAGCUAUCCAGUGUAAAUAAAGAUAGUUUAGUUUCUAUAGUGACUGAUAAUUGCUUAUUUCAGGCUGACCAAUGCGAUGAAUGUAAAGCUGCUGUAACACAACUCCACACGUUGCUGACCACCAAUUCAACAAAAGUUCUUGAAAUAUUGAACAAUGUCUGUGCUGGACUUAAAAAGGGGCCUGCCGAGGUAAUAACAACAUUUUUGUUUGGGAUUGUUAGGGUAGUGUUAUUAUAAAUUUUAGUGAUGAAAGUGUGCAAAUAUAUGGAAAUGUUUGUUUUAGUGCAAGGUUGCUGUUAGCUUAUAUGGAAAGCAGGUUAUUGCUGCACUUACAGAAAUAACAGUAAGUGUUAAUUAGCUGAGUUUUAUAGUAUGAUAAUUACUGUGCAGUUGAGUAUGUUUGUCAUUGACUACUACCAUAUCAUUGCCAUCAUUACCAUCAUCAUCAUCAUCUUCACACCACCACUAUCACCACCAUCAUCACCACUACUACUACCAUUGUCACCAUUACUGUCAUUGUCACCAUUAUCACCAUUAUCACCAUUACACCAUUGUCACCAUUACCACCAUUGUCACUAUUACCACCAUUGUCACCAUUACCACCAUUGUCACCAUUAUCACCAUUGUCACCAUUACACCAUUGUCACCAUUACCACCAUUGUCACUAUUACCACCAUUGUCACCAUUACCACUAUUGUCACCAUUAUCACCAUUGUCACCAUUACACCAUUGUCACCAUUACCACCAUUGUCACUAUUACCACCAUUGUCAUAAUUACCAUCAUUGUCACCAUUACCACCAUUGUCACCAUUUCCACCAUUGUCACCAUUACACCAUCAUCACCACUACUACUACCAUUGUCACCAUUACUGUCAUUGUCACCAUUAUCACCAUUAUCACCAUUACACCAUUGUCACCAUUACCACCAUUGUCACCAUUAUCACCAUUGUCAUAAUUACACCAUUGUCACCAUUACCACCAUUGUCACUAUUACCACCAUUGUCACCAUUACACCAUUGUCACCAUUACCACCAUUGUCACUAUUACCACCAUUGUCACCAUUACCACCAUUGUCACUAUUACCACCAUUGUCAUAAUUACCAUCAUUGUCACCAUUUCCACCAUUGUCACCAUUACCACCAUUGUCACCAUUACCACCAUUGUCACCGAUACCACCAUUGUCACCGAUACCACCAUUGUCACCAUUAUCACCAUUAUCACCAUCAUCACCAGAAACACUUCUAUCAUGAACAUCAAUAUAAUACAAUACCAUUGCAUUAUUAACACUAUCACAACCAUUAUUUCAGUACCUGCAUCAUCACCAUAACUGCCACCACAUAACCACCAUCAUAACCACUAUCACAACUAUCAUUCUCACCACCCCCAUCAUCAUCGCCGUCAUCAUCACCACCAUUCAUCAUCACCACCAUUCAUCAUCACCACCAUUCUUCAUCACCACCAUUCUUCAUCACCACCAUUCAUCAUCACUACUACGAUCAUCACCAACAUUACCUGAUCAUCAUUAAUCUCAUUAUUUCUGCUCCAUCUCAGUCUGACAGUGCAAAACUUUGCCAAGAGCUUGAAUUGUGUACUGGUGGAAAAAUUCAAAUCAUGCGAGAAAUCUUUGUCAAGAAAUUGAAAACUCAUUCUUACAUCGUCGCUCUUAAAUCUGUGAAGGUGAGUCAAUGACUUGCCAUCUAACCUAUUGUGUACAUCACCUAUCAAAUCUAUAGUAACCUGCCUGCCCUUUCUAAAUGUAUCCAUGGAAAUGAUUGUUAUUUUCCCUUGCAAUUUAGGCAGAUUAUUGUGAAGACUGCAAGCUUGUCUUUAGUGAAAUUAAAGAUCUCUUGGAGGACAAAGAUAUGCAGGUAGGAGGAAGUAAAGGAAGGGUGAUAGAAUGAAGGAUUCUAGGGUGGAGAAGAGAGAGGCAAUUAAAAAGAAUGAAGAAAGGAGAUAUAAAAUUUCUCUCCUGAAAUGCUAUAUUUUGUUUUGUAUAGAAAGAAAUUAUUGCUGCAUUGGAAGCUCUAUGCACUGAGUUUGGAAGCUUCGCUGAUCAAGUACGUUUUCUGCUUCAAUGUGGGUGUUUAAUGAGUACUGUAAUAAAUCUUGACUGUGUAUGAUUGUUGUAUCUAUAGUGCAAGAGUUAUAUUGACCAGUACCUCCCCCUGAUUUUGGAUGAACUGGCUACUUUGGAUGUGAGUAACUUUUCUUCUAGUGUUAUGUAUGUAGUUUUAAUGUCACAAUCUAUGGCAGCUAAUUCGAUACUUUAAAAUUCUACUACCAGGAUCCAACCGAGAUUUGCAACGAGCUUGGUCUCUGUAACUCAACACAGAAGGCUGCGGGUAUUCUGCAACCUCAAUCAAAGAAGCUUUUAAUCCCCAUAAUGCCUGGACCUGUGAUCUUCACUCCUCCUGAGAAGAAAGAGAAAUCAGCUGAUGUAUGUCUCCCAAAACGUUAAGCUUCAGUUAACUUAUGUUGUUCUUGGGGUAGAAAUGAGAUACAAGAUGGGAAAGUGAACUAGUUGCUAGAAUUAAAUAACCUUAUUUAUAAUUGAUAAUUCCAAGAGUUCUAAACUGUCCUUCCUAGAGAUUCUAUAAAGAUCUCUUAUUGAUCCAGUGUUAUCCAGAGCUAUCCAGUGUAAAUAAAGAUAGUUUAGUUUCUAUAGUGAUUAUAAUUGUUUAUUUCAGGCUGACCAAUGCGAUGAAUGUAAAGCUGCUGUAACACAACUCCACACUUUGCUAACUACCAAUUCAACAAAAGUUCUUGAAAUAUUGAACAAUGUCUGUGCUGGACUUAAAACGGGGUCUGCCGAGGUAAUAACAACAUUUUUGUUUGGGAUUGUUAGGUUAGUGUUAUAAAUUUUAGUGAUGAAAGUCUGCAAAUAUAUGGAAAUGUUUGUUUUAGUGCAAGUUUGCUGUUGCCACAUAUGGAAAUCAGGUUAUUGCUGCACUUACAGAAAUAACAGUAAGUGUUAAUUAGCUGAGUUUUAUAGUAUGAUAAUUACUGUGCAGUUGAGCAUGAUCAUCAUUGACACCACAUUUUCAUCACUGACUACUACAUAUCAUCUUCACACCACCACUAUCACCACCAUCAUCAUCACUACCACCAUUGUCACCACUACCACCAUUGUCACCAUUACCACCAUUGUCACCACUACCAUCAUUGUCACCACUACCACCAUUACUACCAUUGUCACCACUACCACCAUUGUCACCAUUACCACCAUUGUCACCACUACCACCAUUGUCACCACUACCACCAUUGUCACCAUUACCACCAUUGUCACCACUACCACCAUUACCACCACUACCACCAUUGUCACGAUUACCACCAUUGUCACCACUACCACCAUUACCACCAUUGUCACCACUACCACCAUUGUCACCAUUACCACCAUUGUCACCAUUACCACCAUUGUCACCAUUAUGAACAUCAAGAUAUAACAAUACCAUUGCAUUAUUAACACUAUCACAACCAUCAUUUCAGUACCUGCAUCAUUAUCACCAUAACUGCCACCACAUAACCACCUCCAUCAUCACAACCAUCAUUGUCAUCAUCACUGUCAUCAACACCACCACCAUCAUCACCAUCAUUGUCAUCAUCAUCACCACCAUGAUCACCACCAUCAUCAUCACCAUCAUUAUCAUCAUCACCACCAUCAUCAUCACCAUCAUUAUCAUCAUCAUCACCAUCAUUAUCAUCAUCACCACCAUCAUCAUCAUCACCAUCAUUAUCAUCAUCACCACCAUCCUCAUCACAACCAUCAUUGUCAUCAUCACUAUCAUCACCACCAUCAUCAUCACCACAGAGUAUCAUCGUCACCAUUACCACUGCCAUUGCCAACAUUAUAAUCAUUAUCCUUAAUCUCAUUCUUUCUGCUCCAUCUCAGUCUGACAGUGCAAAACUUUGCCAAGAGCUUGAAAUGUGUACUGGUGGAAAAAUUAAAAUCAUGAGGGAAAUCUUUGUCAAGAAAUUGAAAACUCAUCCUUACAUCGUCGCUCUUAAAUCCGUGAAAGUGAGUCAAUGACUUGCAAUCUAACCUGUUGUGAACACUUUACAACAUCAUCUACAUGUAUCAUAUUUAUAGCAAUCUGCCUGCCCUUUCUGAAUGUAUCUAAAGAAAUUGACAGUAUUUUCUCUUGCAAUUUAGGCAGAUUAUUGUGAAGACUGCAAGCUUGCCUUUGGUGAAAUUAAAGAUCUCUUGGAGGACAAAGAUAUGCAGGUAGGAGGAAGUAAAGGAAGGGUGAUAGAAUGAAGGAUUCUAGGGUGGAGAAGAGAGAGGCAAUUAAAAAAGAAUGGAGAAAGGAGAUAUAAAAUUUCUCUCCUGAAAUGCUAUAUUUUGUUUUGUAUAGAAAGAAAUUAUUGCUGCAUUGGAAGCUCUGUGCACUGAGUUUGGAAGCUUUGCUGAUCAAGUACGUUUUCUGCUUCAAUGUGGGUGUUUAAUGAGUAAUAAGUCUUGACUGCCUGCUCAACUAUUGGACAUUUAAACUAUGUAUGAUUAUUGUAUCUUUAGUGCAAGAGUUAUAUUGACCAGUAUCUCCCCCUGAUUUUGGAUGAACUGGCCAGCUUGGAUGUGAGUAACUUUUCUUCUGUUAGGACUAUUAACCUUUUGGAGGAGACUCCUUGAUAUCCAACUGUGUUACAAAUGUAGUGUUGUGUAGUUUUAAGGCACAAACUAUUGCAGCUAAUUCUAUACUUUAAAAUUCUACUACCAGGAUCCAACCGAGAUUUGCAACGAGCUUGGUCUCUGUAACUCGACACAGAAGGCUGCGGGUAUUGUGAAAGCUUUGAACAUUCUACAACCUCAAUCAAAGAAUCUUUUAAUCCCCAUGAUGAUGCCUGGACCUGUGCUCACUCCUCCUGAGAAGAAAGAGAAAUCAACUGAUGUAUGUCUCCCAAAACUUUAAGCUUCAGACUUUAUAUUGUUCUUGGGUUACAAGUGAGAUACAAGAUGGAAAAGUGAACUAGUUGCUAGAAUUAAAUAACCUUUUUUAUAAUGGAUAAUUCCAAGCGUUUUAAACUAUCCUUCCUAGAGACCCAAUAAGGAUCAUCGCUUAUUGAUCCAGUGUUAUCCAGAGCUAUCCAGUGUAAAUAAAGAUAGUUUAGUUUCUAUAGUGAUUAUAUAGAGAAUAAUACACGGUGCGCGGAAAUACCAGAUUUAUUUCGAGUGAUGAACAUGAUACCUCACGAGUGAGCGCAGCGAACAAGUGAGAUAUCAUGUUCAUUGUUCAACACGAGAAACAAAUCUGGUAUUUCCAAGCACCCAUGUAUUUUUUUGUUUAUUAUAUAAACAAAAUUCAGUGAAAAACAAUAAAACGUCCGUGGCAAUGCGUUUUACAACAAAUGAUAUUUUCACACGUAAAAAUAUCGUAUUUUUUACGUGUGUUUAAAUACGAUUUUUUUUAGUGGCCAAAAACUCUAUAUAACACUUAUGUUUAUAUAAUAAAAUUGUUUAUUUCAGGCUGACCAAUGCACUGAGUGUAAAGCUGCGGUAACACAACUCCACACUUUGCUGACUACCAAUUCAACAAAAGUUAUUGAAAUAUUGAACAAUGUCUGUGCUGGACUUAAAACAGGGGCGGCCGAGGUAAUAACAACAUUUUUGUUUGGGAUUGUUAGGUUAGUGUUAUAAAUUUUACUGAUGAAAGUCUGAAAAUAUAUGGAAAUGUUUGUUUUAGUGCAAGUUUGCUGUUGCCACAUAUGGAAGUCAGAUUAUUGCUGCACUUACAGAAAUAACAGUAAGUGUUAAUUAGCUGAGUUUUAUAGUAUGGUCAUUAUUGUGCAGUUGAGUAUGAUCAUCAUUGACACCACAUUUUCAUCACUGACUACUACAUAUCACCAUCAUCAUCUUCACACCACCACCACCACCAUCAUCACCAUCAUCAUCACCAUCAUCAUCACCAUCAUCAUCACCAUCAUCAUCACCAUCAUCAUCACCAUCAUCAUCACCAUCAUCAUCACCAUCAUCGCCAUCAUCAUCACCAUCAUCAUCACCAUCAUCAUCACCAUCAUCAUCACCAUCAUCAUCACCAUCAUCGCCAUCAUCACGCCAUCAUCAUCACCAUCAUCAUCACCAUCAUCAUCACCAUCAUCAUCUUCACACCACCAUCAUCACACCACCACCAUCAUCAUCACCACUGUCAUCGCCAUCAUUAUCCUUAAUCUCAUUCUUUCUGCUCCAUCUCAGUCUGACAGUGCAAAACUUUGCCAAGAGCUUGAAAUGUGUACUGGUGGAAAAGUUCAAAUCAUGCGGGAAAUCUUUGUCAAGAAAUUGAAAACUCAUCCUUACAUCGUCGCUCUUAAAUCCGUGAAAGUGAGUCAAUGACUUGCAAUCUAACCUGUUGUGAACACUUUAGAACAUCGUCUACAUGUAUCGUAUUUAUAGCAAUCUGCCUGCCCUUUCUGAAUCUAUCCAAAGAAAUUGACAGUAUUUUCCCUUGCAAUUUAGGCAGAUUAUUGUGAAGACUGCAAGCUUGUCUUUAGUGAAAUUAAAGAUCUCUUGGAGGACAAAGAUAUGCAGGUAGGAGGAAGUAAAGGAAGGGUAAUAGAAUGAAGGAUUCUAGGGUGGACAAGAGAGGGGCAAUUAAAAAAGAAUGAAGAAAGGAGAUAUAAAAUUUCACUCCUGAAAUGCUAUGUUUUGUUUUGUUUUGUUUUGUAUAGAAAGAAAUUAUUGCUGCAUUGGAAGCUCUUUGCACUGAGUUUGGAAGCUUUGCUGAUCAAGUAUGUUUUCUGCUUCAGUGUGGGUGUUUAAUGAGUAAUAAGUCUUGACUGCCUGCUCAACUAUUGUGCAUUUAUACUAUGUAUGAUUAUUGUAUCUUUAGUGCAAGAGUUAUAUUGACCAGUAUCUCCCCCUGAUUUUGGAUGAACUGGCCACCUUGGAUGUAAGUAACUUUUCUUCUGUUAGGACUAUUAACCUUUUGGAGGAGACUCCUUGAUAUCUAAUUGUGUUACAUAUGUAGUGUUGUGUAGUUUUAAGGCACAAUCUAUGGCAGCUAAUUGUAUACUUUAAAAUUCUAUUACCAGGAUCCAACCGAGAUUUGCAACGAGCUUGGUCUCUGUAACUCGACACAGAAGGCUGCGGGUAUUGUGAAAGCUUUGAACAUUCUGCAACCUCAAUCAAAGAAUCUUUUAAUCCCCAUGAUGAUGCCUGGACCUGUGAUCCUGACUCCUGAGAAGAAAGAAAAAUCAACUGAUGUAUGUCUCCCAAAACUUUAAGUUUCAGACUUUAUGUUGUUCUUGGGUUACAAGUGAGAUACAAGAUGGAAAAGUGAACUAGUUGCUCUAACUAAGUAACCAUAUUUAUACUGGAUAGCUUUAUCAGUUAUAAACUGUUCUUCCUAGAGGUCCAUCAUAUCUUAUUGAUCCAGUGUUACUACAGGAGGAAACCUAAACUAAACUAACUUCAUUUAUACUGGAUAGUUUUAUCAGUUCUAAACUGUUCUUCCAAUUCUAAAUUUCAGUUAUUGACUGAGUUCUGCUGCAGCUGGAGUUUGUGUAGAAAACAUGUGAUAUCGAACUCUCUUCUCGGAUGAGACUGAAGUGAAAUUAUAAUCACACAACGGCAUAUUGCAGAAAUCAAACUCUGUUCAAUAAGGUGCGCCACCAAUGCCCCUUGAUUGUAGUUUUCUAUUUGACCGUCAUUAUUUUAGGACAAAUGUGACGAAUGCAAAGCAGCCGUGAAACAAGUGCAUUAUUAUCUUGUCAAUAACUCCACUAAGAUCCUUGCUAUCAUGAAAAAGUUGUGUCCCACUCUUGUGCCUGCAGCUGAGGUAUGUUUGUAGAUGGUUAAAAGCGUAAUGGUAUUUAAUUCAAGUACUAUUUGAAACACGAGUAGGAGUGUUUUGUCAGAUAUAAAACGCGAGGCGCAGCCGAGCGUUUUAUGUCUGAUAAAACACGACAACGAGUGUUUUGAAUAGCUUAAAAUACGACUACAAAAGAAUAAUAAUUAGGAUGAACCAAUGUAUAAUCAUACUAAUGAGGAUGAACUAUUAUAUAAUGCCACAUGCUUUAUCAGAUAUAAAGUCUCUCCACGUGACAUGUUAUGGCUGACAUGAUUUGCCACAAGGUUUAUGAAUGUGUAUUUUAAGUCAGUAAAUUUGUCUGGUCUUCAUAACUUCAAUCAUCGUUAUAUAUUUUCUAGCACUUUUGUAUGAUUGUAAAGCUAGUAAAUAAAUAGAUUCUAUGGUUAACUCGUAACGUGGUAUAAAAUAUUUAAAUAUUGUAUGUUUAGUGCAAUCUUAUUCUUGGUUUGUAUGGAGAAAUGAUUAUUGAAACACUAAAGAAUGCGACGGUGAGUUUGUUCGAUAAUUAUAUGUUGAAGAUUAAAACAACUAAAAUUUCUACCAUCAGAAACACCUGUAUCAUUAACAUCAAUAUAACAAUAUCAUUGCAUUAUCAUCACUAUCACAUCAUUUCAGUACCUGCACCAUUAUCACUACCACCACAUAUCACCACCAUCGUCAUCACCCACCAUCAUCACUACCACCAUCAUCAACACCACCAUCACUACCACCACAUAACACCCAUCAUCACCACCAUCAUCAUCACCACCAUCAACAUUAACACUAUCAUCACUACCAUCAAAAUCAUCACCACCAUCACCACCACCACCAACUUCAACAUUAACACUAUCAUCACUACCAUCAAAAUCAUCAACACCAUCAUCAUCACCACCACCAACUUCGCCACCAUCGUCAUCACCACCACCAAAAUUUGCCACCAUCAUCAUCACCACCAACUUCGCCAUCACCAACUUCGCCAUCACCAACUUCGCCAUCACCAACUUCGCCAUCACUACCAUGCAUUAUUCAUCAUUCUACUCUACUGUACCUUCAGGCUAAUGGUGAAAAACUUUGCCAAGAACUUGAAAUGUGUCCUUCCACUCACAAAGAAGAAAUUAUCAAGACACUGCUCCUCAAAAAUCUCAAAAUGCACCCUAAAAUCAUUGCUCUUAAAUCUGUGAAGGUUAGCCUCUUCCUUAAUAGGUUUUAUUUGCCUUCAAAAAAUAUGUUUGAGUGUAAGCAUAUAGGUGAGUUUCACAAAACACUAUCAUGCGUUAGGUGGUCGUAAAUCUGUGGUUAGCAGAGUGAGAAAAUAAUGCCAAUUCUUUUCAUUCUACGUAUUGGUCUUGUACUGUAUUUGAUGGCAAAUAAAUAGCAUUUGAGAAAUCUAGUGUAAUUUUCUUAUUUCUACAAGUGUAAACAUUUCUGAAGACCGUCAUGUGCUGGCCUGUCAAGGUUGAUUUACACACUGUUAAUAGACUAAGAUUUACACUAGACAACUUUUAGUAAAACUGUCGCUACUUACAACUUGAGUUGUACUGUGUAAAUGAAGUACACAACACAUCUACGACAACGUGAGUGAGUUGUAUACAUAGAUAUCUUAUAUACACUAGAUAGUGCAUUUAAUUAUUCUGCAAUUCAAAAAUUGAAGCCGUGAUUGCAGACUCAGGUCGUUCCCAUGAAAUGAGAAGAUUCGUAUGUUUUCUAUUUCCUAAACAGGGAACUUAAACAUUAAGUUAAACCUAUUCCAAAUACGUCUUUAAACUAUUCAAAUGAUGAAAGUUAUUUUUGUUUUUAAGCGUUUAUUAGCAAGUGGGAACGACCGUUAUGGCCGCCAUCUAUUCAAAUGGGGGUAACCGCUGGAAUAUUCUUGGCUUCAAUUUUAAUAAAAGAGAUGCGCUAUCUAGUGUAUAUAAGAUAUCUAUGGUUGUAUACUUGAUUUACACAGUACAACUCAAGUUGCAAGCAGGUUGCAUGCGACAGUUUUAGGCAAAAUUUGUGUGGUGUAAAUCAGCCUUAACGCUGACUAAAAACCCGCCAAUUAAUCGAUUACAAUACAUGACAUUUUGCGUUGAUGUUUAGGCGGAUUAUUGCAACGAUUGCAAACUUGUCUUUGCUGAGAUCAAGGAUCUGUUGGAAGAUAAAUCAAUGCAGGUAAAAGAGACUGAUGAUGUCAAUGAUAAUGAUGAUGGUGGUGAUGGUAAUAGCACAGAUUAAGUAUGGAUGAUGGUAGUGGUAAUACAGAGGUUCACAUUUGACUUCCCUUACCUCUCACUGUCUCGGUACGCAUCUGAUUGGUUAAUCGGGUAGAUUAAACGCGUCUGAUUGGUUAAUCGGAUAGAUUAAACGCAUCUGAUUAGUUAAUCGGAUAGAUUAAACGCGUCUGAUUGGUUAAUCGGGUAGAUUAAACGCAUUUGAUUGGUUUAUCGGGUAGAUUAAACGCAUAUCAUUGGUUAAUGGUCCCACAAUGGUAGCGGUACUGGUGGUGGAAGUCAAAUUUGAGCCUCGAUGGCGGCGGUGAUGAUGAUAAUAGUCAAGGUGUAACUUAACACUUGCCCGGGGCAAGUGAAUAUCAUGACGGGCAAGUAAUUGUUUUAUCCCUUGCCACAAAAAGCUUAGCCUCCGUAACGCAGACCGUGUUUCGCUCCAAAAAGCUGGGCAUCUUUAAGUUUAUGUUUUCAUUGCCAGAUAAAUUUUUUAUAGUGCAUGACUGCAUGUACUUGAUUCAAAUUUUGUUUUUUGUGGGCCAAAGCUAGAUAUGAGGUAGUGUAACAUAGCCAUAUAGAGCAGUGGCAGAACGGGUCGACAUGUUGUCCCAUUAAUUUAUACCCCCUUUGUACCGCAGUGGCCAUCAUUGUCUGACGGCAAGUGAAUUUUAUUCCGGGCGACUAAUUUUCAUGUCCAACUUGAGUGAUCAAAAAAGUUAAGUUACACAACUGUAUGUUCUCUCUUGUUUUAUAUAGCAAGAAAUUAUAUCUCUCGUCGAGACUCUUUGCACUGAACUGGGAAGUUUUGCUGACCAAGUAAGCUCGCAGCUCUAUAGAUCAUUUUUUAUAUUUUGAUAGACGGUUAGCUGGCUCACUGUAUUGUGUGUUUACGAAUCUACAUUUUAUUCACAGUGCAAGACUUAUGUUGAUGCAUACCUGCCUUUAAUCUUGGAGGAACUGGCCACAUUGGAUGUAAGUUAAUUUUUCUGUUAAUGAAAAGUUACACAAGAUCUUUGAAACUAAACUAGCCUUGUUUAUACUAAAUAGUUCUCUGUGGUUGUGCAUUCCCUCCCAACGAAAUGAAUGACAUGAUGGCAAGGAGAACAGUAGGAUUUUCAAAACAUUGAAAAGACAAUGAAACAUUCCGAUCGUGACUGGGUCAAAUAGCUUGUAAUAAAGGCCAAGGAGACCCAUUGCAAGAUGGAUGGACUGCUAAACUGACCAGCCACAAACUCGGGAAACGUAUUUGAGAAAUGGUCACAAGCUUAUCUUCUGCCUUUUUAGGAUCCAACCACACUUUGCACCGAGCUUGGUCUUUGCAACUCGACAAAGAACGGUGUAGAUGUUUUGGAAGCAGUGCGUCUCGUUCCAGCCAAAACGAAAAGCGCGAAAGUAGAAGCUGAUCCUAAGUGUGAUUUCUGUGUAUUUGUUAUGAAAAAGGUGGACAGUAUGUUGGGAGAUAAUGCUACCAAGGUUUGUGAUGCCGGUUAUGAUGGUGAUAGUGAUGUUGGUGAUGAUGAUGAUGGUGAUUAUCUGGCAAUGGUGGAGGUGAUGAUAGUGCCCUGGUGGUAUUGAAGGUGCUGGUGAAAUAGUGUAACUAAAAGUUGUCGUAAUUUCGGUUCUCUCUUUAUUGCAGGAAGAAAUUGAAGCAGUUUUAGAGAAAGUGUGUAUGAUUUUCCCAUCACCAACUGAAUUAAAGGCAAGUUACAUUACUUUAUGUUGAUUGUUCAGAUACUGUACAAACCACGUUGUAGAAUACUACCUACACUUGACCACCACGAAAUCCAAGAUAUUUGACUUUACUCUGAAUUGUGUCUCAAUCUUACUUUUAGUGUCUUACAUUCAUGGAUAAAUAUCGUGUGGUAAUUGUUAAACUUCUUUUGCAAGGACUGCAGCCUGAGAAAAUCUGUACUGAGCUUGGUUUGUGUCCUUCAAAACCCGUCAAACGUAAGCAAAGAAACUGAUAUGAAUAUAGUGUUUACUGAUAAGAAAAUUACUACAUGGUAUGAACCCUUCGCGUAACACUUAGAAAUCAACUAUGGUGCUAUCCAAUCAUGAUUCAUUGAUCAGAAUGUUCCAUUGUCUUUGUUCAUUUGUUCCUCGUCUCGUUACAGCCAAAGUAGAAGCUGGUCCUGAAUGUAUUCUCUGUGAAUUUGCUAUGAGAGAGCUGGACAGUAUCUUGGGAGAUAAUGCUACCAAGGUAUGUGGUGGUUAUGAUGAUGGUGGUGGUGAUGGAUGAUGAUAUUGAUGAUAAUGGUAAUGAUGUUGGUUACGAAAAUGAUGAUUAUCUGGCAAUGGUGGAGAUGAAUGAUGGUGGUGAUGAUGGCGAUGAUAGUAAUGUUGGUAAUGAAAGUGAUGAUUGUGAUGAUAAUGGUGAUUAUCUGACAAUGGUGGAGGUGAUGAUGGUUUUGGGUAUGGUGCUGGUGGUUAAACGGUGUACCUAAAAGUUGUGAUAAUUUCGGUUCUCUUUUCAUUACAGGAAGAAAUUGAAGCAGCUUUAGAGAAAGUCUGUUCCUUGCUCCCGUCAACAAUUAAAUCUGAGGUAAGUUGCCUUGCCCUACUUUAUUUUUGAGAGUGCUCAUUGUUCAGAUACAAACCACGACAGCGUAUUGUAGAAUACCUACACAUGACCACCACGAAAUCCAAGAUUUGACUUCACUCUGAAUUGUAUCUCAAUCUUACUUUUAGUGUGAUACAUUCGUGGAGGAAUAUGGUCCGGAAAUUCUUAAACUUCUUUUGCAAGAACUGCAGCCUGAUCAAAUCUGUGCUGAGCUUGGUUUGUGUUCUUCAAAACCUGUCAAACGUAAGCAAAGAAACUGAUAUGAAUACAGUGUUUAUUGAUAAGAAAAUUACUACAUGGUAUGGACCCUUCGCGUAACACUUAGAAAUCAAUUAUUGUGCUAUCCAACCAUGAUUCAUUGAUCAGUAUGUUCCAUUUGUCUUUUUUCAAUUGUUCCGCAUCUCGUUACAGCCAAAACGAAGAGCGUGAAAGUAGAAGCUGGCCCUGAAUGUAUUCUCUGUGAAUUUGCUAUGAGAGAGCUGGACAGUAUCUUGGGAGAUAAUGCUACCAAGGUAUGUGAUGGUGAUGAUGGUGGUGAUGAAUGAUGGUGGUGAUGAUGGUGAUGAUGGUGACUAUCUGACAAUGGUGGAUAUGGUGAUGAAUGGUGGUGGUGAUGAAUGAUGUCGAUGAUAAUGAUAAUGAUAAUGAUGGUUAUGUUGGUAAUGAAAAUGAUGGUUGCGGUGAUGAUGGUGAUUAUCUGGCAAUGGUGGUGGUGAUGGUGGUAUUAAUGGUGCUGGUGGUUAAAUGGUGUACCUAAAAGUUGUCAUAAUUUCGGUUCUCUCUUCAUUACAGGAAGAAAUUGAAGCAGCUUUAGAGAAAGUGUGUUCCUUACUGCCGUCGACAAUUAGAUCUGAGGUAAGUUGCUUUGCCCUACUUUAUUUUUUUAGAAUGCUCAUUGUUCAGAUACAAACCACGACAGCUUAUUGUAGAAUACUAGUUAUACUACCUACACUGGACCACCACGAAAUCCAAGAUUUGACUUUACUCUGAAUUGUAUCUCAAUCUUACUUUUAGUGUGAUAUGUUAGUGAAUAAAUAUGGUCCAGAAAUUGUUCAACUUCUUUUGCAAGGGCUGCAGCCUGAGAAGAUCUGUGCUGAGCUUGGUUUGUGUUCUUCAAAAUCCGUCAAACGUAAGCAAAGAACUGAUAUGAAUAUAGUGUUUACUGAUAAGAAAAUUACUACAUGGUAUGGACCCUUAGCCCAACACUUAGAAAUCAACUAUGGUGCUAUCCAAUCAUGAUUCAUUGAUCAGAAUGUUCCAUUGUCUUUGUUCAUUUGUUCAUUUGUUUCUCGUCUCGUUACAGCCAAAACGAAGAGCGUGAAAGUAGAAGCUGGUCCUGAAUGUAUUCUCUGUGAAUUUGCUAUGAGAGAGCUGGACAGUAUCUUGGGAGAUAAUGCUACCAAGGUAUGUGGUGGUGAUGAUGGUGGUGGUGAUGAAUGAUGGCGAUGAUAAUGAUAAUGAUGUUGGUGAUGAAAAUGAUGAUUGUGAUGAUAAUCUGGCAAUGGUGGUGAUGAAUGAUGGCGAUGAUGAUGAUAAUGAUGUUGGUUACGAAAAUGAUGAUUAUCUGGCAACGGUGGACAUGAAUGGUGGUGGUGAUGAAUGAUGGCGAUGAUAAUAAUGUUGGUAAUGAAAGUGAUGAUUGUGAUGAUGAUGAUGAUUAUCUGGCAAUGGUGGAGAUGAAUGAUGGUGGUGGUGAAUGAUGGCGAUGAUGAUAAUGUUGGUAAUGAAAGUGAUGAUUGUGAUGAUAAUGGUGAUUAUCUGACAAUGGUGGAGGUGAUGAUGGUGAUAUUGAUGGUGCUGGUGGUUAAACGGUGUACCUAAGAGUUGUCAUAAUUUCUGUUCUCUCUUCAUUACAGGAAGAAAUUGAAGCAGCUUUAGAGAAAGUGUGUUCCUUACUGCCGUCAACAAUUAGAUCUGAGGUAAGUUGCCUUGCCCUACUUUGUUUUUUUAGAGUGCUCGUUGUUCAUAUACAAACCACGACAGCUUAUUGUAGAAUACUACCUACGCUGGUCCACCACGUUUGAGAUAUCUUCUUCAGGUACAGUAGUUCAGACACAAACCACGACAGCUUAUUGUAGAAUACUACCUACCGUACACUGGACCACCACGAAAUCUACGAUUUGACUCUGAAUCUUACUUUUAGUGUGAUACAUUCGUGGAGGAAUAUGGUCCGGAAAUUCUUAAACUUCUUUUGCAAGAACUGCAGCCUGAUCAAAUCUGUGCUGAGCUUGGUUUGUGUUCUUCAAAAUCCGUCAAACGUAAGCAAAGAAACUGAUAUGAAUACAGUGUUUAUUGAUAAGAAAAUUACUACAUGGUAUGGACCCUUCGCGUAACACUUAGAAAUCAACUAUGGUGCCAUUCAAUGCCGUCUAGUCACGAAUCAGUGAUCGUAAUGUUUCAAUGUCCUUACAUUGUUUUGAAAAACUGUAUAGGUGGCCUGACAAGAACUAAUAACCCUGCUAUUAGUCAGCAUGAGAACUAGGAGUGGUAGCAGGGGGUGACUGCUCUUCUUAAGCUACGUUUACACGCUGCAAUUAAUCGUGUACGAUUCGUUUUCUCGCGUAUGUCAUUGAGUAAACACACGUAAGCUGGCCACAUUUGAAAUUUCGUUUUAAUGAAACGGCAAUGAAUUAUGGCGCCAGAAUACGAAUCGUACACGACAAAUCGUAGCGUGUAAACCACAGAGUAGAGACAUACAGAGACGUAACUAGUGUACCCACUUUUUUUGUGCGCAUGUUCGGCAAGUUACUAGAUGCAUGCAUCUGAUUGGAUAACGACCUGAUGACGACUCACUUUAAACUUGCCGAGCACGCGCAGUUGAUCAUUUUUCGCCCGGUCGCCUGAAAAAAAAGUGGGUACAUGAAAACGUAAUCUUCCGCAGUGUUUACAACGGUCAGUUACGUCUCUGUAUGUCUUAUCUACUCUGUGGUGUAAACGUAGAUUUACCUGUUGCUAAGAAGAGGCAGGUGCGUGGUUUUGACACCGUUAUUAGACAGAUUUAGAUCGAGGACGCUGACGUCAAAGACGACGUAAAAAUGGCGUGUUGUGCCUAUGUAUGUAUAUGCCACGUCAUUUUCACCUCGUCUUUGACGUCCUCGAUCUAAAUCUGUCUAUUUUUUCUCUCAGUUUCAUUCAAGAAGCCGACUAUCGACACGUGUGAUGUGUGCAAAAACUCCGUCGAGUUUGUGGAAAACUUGGUUGAACAGUCUCUUGAACUUCUCAUUAAGAUAAUAUUAGGCGUAAUAUCACCCGAUGAAGUCUGUAAGGUUGGUGACUGCUUUGUUUUUUCAGCCUUCUGAAACUAUUCGCAACAACAAGUGCAUGAGCCUUUCACCUCUGAUUUCUUCCAGAUUGACUUUACCAGACAUCCUGUAGUAACACUGGACCUCUAGGAAGAACAGUUUAGAACUGAUAGAACUACCCAGUAUAAUUAAAGUUAGUUUAGUUUAGGUUUCCUCCUAUAGUAACACUGGAUCAAUAAAAGAUGAUUCUUACUAGACCUCUAGGAAGAACUGUUUAGAACUGAUAGAACUACCCAGUAUAAUUAAAGUUAGUUUAGUUUAGGUUCCCUCCUGUAGUAACACUGGACCAAUAAGAGAUGACCCUUACUGGAACUCAAGGGAGAACAGUUUAGAACUGAUAGAGCUAUCCAGUAUAAAUAAAGUUAGUUUAGUUUAGGUUUCCUCCUAUAGUAACACUGGAUCAAUAAAAGAUGAUUCUUACUGGACCUUUAGGAAAAACAGUUUAGAACUGAUACUGUAGAACUACCCAGUAUAAAUAAAGUUAAUUUAGUUUAGGUUUCCUCCUGUGGUAACACUAGACAGAUAAGCUAUGAUAUGCUCUAAAGAUCUUUCUAUCUCUUUCUAGCUUCUCAGGCUAUGCCCAGGUUCACAGAAAUUGCAAAUCAAAGACGAAUGUUCUUUGGGUGAAUCGUAUUGGUGCGCUAGUUACAAGAAUGCUCUGAAAUGCGAUGUAAGUUGCUUGGCCUCUUUAAGACUCGGCCCAAUCCCCACCAAUUUUAGACCGAGGUUUGCAGUGGGAACUGGGUCUAGUUUCCUGUCUCGGCAAUAGAACAAUUACAGAUAUGAAUGAAUUAUUUGGUUCUGAGUUAAUAAGUUUGCUAUUCCGACUCGAUAGUUUGGGAUUUACUUGAAUUGAGUGACUUCCUUACUAGUUGGUUUUUUCAAGUGCUUUGAGGGCUCCGUUUUCUUUUCCUCUCCAAAAACUAAGUUGUUGAUUGAUUUCGUGUAUCAUGAGCGAGCCUUCGCAAUCAACAUUAAAUAACUAACUUAUCAAAAUAAUAAUUAUUGUUAUAUAGUUAGUGUCAAUGUUCAAUUUUUCUGCUUGCUGAUUGGUCAAAACCGUGUCACGUGCCGGUCCACAAAACGUGAUGUUCGGCAACCGGUCCGCAAUCAAACAUUUAUUGACCGGUCAAUAAUAAAAUGGGUGCAAUACGCAUGCGUGUCAAACAUGAAGUUCCAAAGUUCAUUUUUAAAACUUUUUACUAAACAUUUACGGCGUUCUAUUUAUCCAGUUUUGGUUUCAAAUUGAGUUCAAAUUAAGUUCACGGUGAAUUAUUCAUGCUUUGACACUUAUAUACUAUAUAACAAAACACUUAUUUACUGAGACCUCGGGAAAGCAGUGUGUUUUGUGGCACCUCGACCACCGUUGUUGCCCUCGGCUUCGCCUCGGUUUCGGUGCACAAAACACACGGUUUCCCUCGGUCUCAGUAAGUAAGUGAUAAUUACUAUCGUUUUAAAUUUUUCAGGCGUUGGUGCAUUGCAACUAUCUCGCUUAAGAGCUACGUGGAUAAUGAUUAAUGUCACUUAACUCUGCACUUAAUUUUAUAGACGUAAUUCGCAAUUUAUAAUCAUAAUCAACGUACAGUAAUAAUAAUGAUAACGUGAUUUCUACAUAUAGUUUAACGCACAAUUAGCACAUUUCAAUAUAAGCAUAAAUGUUGUAUCACACUAUACUUGGGGUACUGUGAAAGCAUUUAGACACUUGAAAAACUUAAAAGAAAGUUGACUUUUCUAGAAUGUUAUUUGCAUGUUUGGGGGAAGUGUAUACUAUCUUGAAACGUUUUCUAUGGGUUUUUGAAAUUUUUAAUUAAAAUUUGUUCUUGUCCGUGGUUGUUCUAUUGCUUUUCUUUUACUGUAUUCCCUGACUGCAGUUACUGCAUUGAGUAAUUUUACUAGUUUAUGUCGUAAGUGAUUUCUAAACUAGCUUUAUUUAUACUGGAUAGCUUUAUCAGUUCUAAACUGUUCUCCCUAGAGGUCCAGUGAGGAUCAUCUCUUAUUGAUCCAGUGUUACUACAGGAAGAAACCUAAAUUAACUUUAUUUCCACUGGAUAUGUUUAUACCAGUUCCAAACUGCUCUCUCUUAGAGGUCCAGUAAGGGUCACCUCUUGCCGUGAAAAACCCUGCGGUGAUUCAAAUGGGAACUGAACGCGUUUUUCUCGUAUGUGACUGGGGUGAAAUUAUAAUCAGACAACAGCAUAUUGAAGACAUUCAAUGUCAAAGAGAUGGAAGAUACAUACCUGUUCCACGGAUACUAGCGAGAGCAUUCAUACAUUCGCACACGCCCCUCGUGGAAAUCAGCUUCGGUUGACGGGGUCAGCGUGUAUAAAUAAAAAGUUCUAUCUACAUCUUUCAGGAGUUGAUAAAACCGAAGGAAGAUGAGCGUUCCAUAAAAAGAAAUGUUUGCAAGCUUUUACGCGUGUUCAGAGUUGCUGAAAAAACCAAAGGUAUGUUCAUUAUUAACUCUUAUCUUGAUUCUAGUCUACCAAUCUCGCAGGAGUUUCAAGGGGAACAUGGUGAGAGCCUUGUGUAG
This is a messenger RNA of Paramuricea clavata, 22569 nucleotides long. The record is from the annotation of a GenBank genome assembly. Lineage: Eukaryota; Metazoa; Cnidaria; Anthozoa; Malacalcyonacea; Plexauridae.